AUGUCCUCCCUUUCGGCCACGCCACCUUUCACGCACUUACUCUCCGUCGUCGGGCUCCGUUCGCCCACGCACCCACUCUCCUCGCAUUCUCGCAUCUCGCGCCCCCGCGCCCCGUUCACUGCUCACUCCAACUCCACAUCCUCACAUCUUCCGCCCGGCAUCCCGCAUCCUGCAUCCUGCAUCCUGCAUCCCGCAUCCCGUGUCCUGCAUCACGCGUCCUGCUGUUGCAAUCCUGCAUCCAGGAAGAGUUAA
This is a messenger RNA of Sparassis crispa, 252 nucleotides long. RefSeq lists its product as hypothetical. NCBI's taxonomy places the organism in Eukaryota, Fungi, Basidiomycota, Agaricomycetes, Polyporales, Sparassidaceae. Bases 1 to 252 code for a protein of 83 amino acids. The transcript is spliced from 2 exons. The record is from RefSeq and is a predicted model, not a curated record.